This is a messenger RNA of Dunckerocampus dactyliophorus (ringed pipefish), 15354 nucleotides long. It is a transcript of the gene znf438, whose product is annotated as zinc finger protein 438. The transcript has 4 exons. Gene Ontology annotation, biological process: cell fate commitment; regulation of transcription by RNA polymerase II. NCBI's taxonomy places the organism in Eukaryota, Metazoa, Chordata, Actinopteri, Syngnathiformes, Syngnathidae. Gene Ontology annotation, molecular function: RNA polymerase II cis-regulatory region sequence-specific DNA binding; DNA-binding transcription factor activity; histone deacetylase binding. Bases 8687 to 10981 code for a protein of 764 amino acids. Gene Ontology annotation, cellular component: nucleus; cytoplasm. The record is from RefSeq and is a predicted model, not a curated record.
GUGCCCGUUGCUUUUGACCUGCGUUAAGGAAGCCAGGCGGGGCUAAUGUGCAGUGUUGUUAGCGUAUACAUGUAGCUGCAAUAUCUGCCUGCAGGCUUCAUUUCCUGUUUGAAAAGCACUGUGAAGGGGCAACAUUCUCCACCUGCAUAUGCACAUGCAGUAACCUUCACGUCGCUGAAUGCUGCCAAGCAUCUGGGAGUUUGUACGUUUCGUGCAGGCCUGCGGCUAACCUACGGCGAUGCUCCGUAGACUUACGUCAUCAUGCCCUCACAAGAAGUGACGUCAUUGAACUGACCUUCAUGUUCAUGUUAAACCUCGUUUAAGAUGAACUUGAGCUUUCACACUUUGUUUCUGGAUGCAGACUUUCCUUCUCGAACUGUAUUAGUUCCUCAAAUGAAGCAAAUAUUUUCACUAAUGCAAACAUUACGAUCAAUACACUCUUUAAUCUUAUAAUGUUGGCUCAUACAACGCUGAUAUUCUUCUAUGGCUGUCUGUUAUGAAAGGGUGGAGGAGUAACACACCUGUUUGUAUCGGUGUAUUGAUUAUCAGUGACCCCCCCCCCCCCAACACACACGCUGCACGUGAACAUCCUAAAUGUACAGUAACUGUAUAUAACUGUGUAUAUAUACAGUAUAAUAUGCACAUGUGUGCAUGUUUGUGCCCUUGCAAAGUACUAAUACUAAAGUACUACUUUUAAGACCCUUUAAACUCCAUAAUUGGCCAAUGAUGCGUGUGCAUGUCAUUUCUAUGGAUUUAAUUCAGGAAGCCCUCAAUACUAAAUAUCCCAGUCACAUAUGGAUAAUACAAGUGAAGCUAUUUCAGCAUGUAAACUGCAAUAAUCCAUAUACAUGUUUUUCAUCCGCUCCAGAAGGGCUGACUCAAACCAAAACGGACUCUAACCAAAGCAAAUUUUCCCAUAGAAAAUAAUGUAAAUCCAGUUAAUCUGUUCCAGACACCCAAACACAUGCAAUAGACAAUAAUUAUAGUUUUACAUGCAAAAAAAUAGUGACAAAUGAACUUCACUUUGACCUAGUUUUGUUGGGGAAAAAAAAGCACAUUAUUCUGCUGCAACCACAAUUUGCAAAAAUGUAAAACAAUUUGGAUGUAAAAUGAAAAACACGCUAACCGGGGCGGACAUUAACCAAGGUACCAGUGUGUGUGUGUGUAUAUGUUUCUGGACUCAUUCUUCAGUCUUUCUGCUGCUUUCUCUCGGCGGUGUCAUUUUACAUGUGGUCAGAAAAUAAGCUAAAGGUUUUGUGUACAUGAGCGUGGAUCAGAGCCCUGACGUUAGUCAAAGGACCUGACUUUAUCUGUUAAGCAGACCCAAGCGUGUUUGGAAUGGUGGAGUGUUAGUACGCCCUGCGGGACUAAAACGCGGCCAUAAGCGGCACCCGUGCUACCAGAGGACACGCUUUGGCAGAAAUGUAAACACGCUAUUUUGUGAAACAAGCCAUCUGCUGUAUCGGUUUCCCAAUCGAUUGCUGACUGGAACCUUUCUGCUUGAUCAGCCAUGGUUGGCAACGUUCACCUUAGAUGAUGUCAGCGUGUAUGUCUCUCACAGUGAUGGAGUACAAAAAGUUAGCACUUUCCAACUCCUGCCUAAGGCUUAAGCGUGCUUAUUUCAUGAGAAUCUUUUAAAAAGACAAACAAUGUUGAUGGUUGAAAGCCGUCUGAGAUGUUCACGGAAAAGUGCACUUUUAUUGGGUGGAUAUUUUCCAUCUUCCACAAUCCUCAUGUGAGACAUGAACACACGUCUCUUUUCUGUGCCUUCUAAAGAUAUAAAAACUGUUAAAAAGAGGCAGGUAAUGAAUGCAUGUAAUGGGACGCACCUAUUCGGCCUAUUAAAACAUCUCCAAAAAGCUCCAGCAAGGUUUAGUGGUUUUUCAUCCAAGCAGUGAGCAUGUAGUAGCAGGUACAUUCAUGAUAACAUGGAAUACUUCCUUCCUGGGUGCAUUGAUUUCACAUAGCAACAUUGAAAGGAACGCUACACCUAGCAUCAAAAACAAAAACACAGCAGCAGUGGUGGCAGCUCCAAUAUGUAGCGUUACCUUUGGCUAGUGGCCUGAGGCGCUGUGAGCGAGUGUGUGUGGUGAAGCUAGUUGCUAGCCGGCUAGUAGCUAGCCGCUGUGGUGUGGUGAGGUGUCACUACGCCAGUAAGGUAGUUCUUGGGCGUAACAAUAAUAAUAACAAUGUGGUUCAUAUGCAGCUCAUAUGAUGGAAACGGAGCCUUGCUGGCGCUUUUUGGAGUUUUUUUCAGAAGGCUUUAUAGGCGGAAUACAUGCGUCCCAUUACGUGCAUUCUUUUUAGCUGUUUUUAUAUCUUUUAGAACGAACAGAAAAGAGAAAGAUGUGUGUUCAUGUCUCACAUAAGGAUUGUGGAUGUGGCAUAAUUCCAAAAAAAGUGCACUUUUCCUUUAAGGAUGAGCUGUGGCAAAGUGAAGAUGUGUUGUGGGAGGAGUGAAGGAGAAGGUCCCGUCCAAGCAGAGGCAACAUACUGUACUGAAAUAGAAAUAGCCUUCACAGUGGUGUGGAUUCCAGUGGGGGUUUUGGUUUUCCUUUCCAGGUAGAAAAUAUUAUUUUCACUGCUGCCAGGAAGCCAGUUUCUGUCACAUUAUGAGGAGCUGCAAAGGUCAGCCAACCCCACAUGUUGCAACUCCUGCAGGAAGUUUUCAUUUGGCCCCCAUUCAGACCUGCAAUUCUUACUCUGAUUUCUUUCCUUUUCGAUGGCUUGCUGUCAUCGCACCUUGCCCCAAACGCCGCUGCUGCGAAUUUAGCCUCCAAUUUAGCACACACUGUGGCCUGAUGCAACUAUUUACUAAUCCCCCACAGUGUGGACGCUCAUUUUUUUCAACCCGCCAACAAACCAAAUCCCAGGCACGUUUCUGUUUGGACAGGUGUUCCCCACAGGACUGUAAUCUAUCUGUGGUGUUGGGGUCAAAAAAAGGGUAGUGGCAAAUCUAUUUGUGGCGGUCCAAAUGUAUUUGUUUCACUACUCGGGUUAAAUUCACACUCGGGAUGCACGAUUGACUUGCUUGGAAUUGAGGUGACUUCUCUGGGUUGGUUUGUAUUUAUUUGUCCCCACGCACACCAUCUUCAGGGCCAUCAAAGAAAUGCAUGGUUUCAUUAUUCCUGUCAUUCAUAUUGGACCUGGCCUUGGCAUGCUCUGCUUUGGAGAAAGGACAGUUGAUGGGGGGGCUGACUUCACAGAAAUGAAUAAAAAGAAUGAAAAUAAUGCAAAAAUAUUGGCAUGUUUGCUUCUUCCACAGUAUAGUAGAUCCCUGCCACUCGUGGGGGCUUUGUUCCAAGACCACCAUGAAUGCUAAAACAUCGUAAUUGAUAUGCUCAUAAAAAUGAAUUUUUGAGGCCUUCUUGCAGGCCCGGAGCAGCUCGGAGCUCUUUGGAGGAGGCGGUCACGGUCUGGUUUAUCACGCUCACUGUGACGACGCGCUCACACUUGUAAGGGUGCGUCACGCGCAGUUACUGCUAGCGAAGAGUAACAGUGUCAUGUUUUUCCUCCCCUGAACAUGAGUAAGGGCUCGGCAUGUAAACAUGGCACCGAGCGUAAACAGAAUCGGUGGCGUGCAGCUGCUUGUGAUGUUGACUUUGGCUGGUGAGCGGUUCCACUGUGGUUUCUCAUGUGGCCACAUGAGGAGGGUGGAAGCAGGCGAAAGAAACUUAGAUGCUCGUCUAGCGUUUCCGCUCAGUCAUAAGCGUGGUCGUGUUACCAAAACACACACCGCCAUGCUUGGAGAAACCGUCUUCGAAAGGAAGGCUCACUCCUCCCCCUGCAAACUCUGCAAAGGAGCAUGAUGUGCACCUCUGACCUCAUGUCAAUGUGAUUGGUUGGCUUUUUUAGUACAUCAUUUCCGGUAUGUAACCUUUCCUGUUUUUCCACGCCUGCCGAAGCGCCACUUUUAAAUCCUCGCCUUCUCCCCUGCUUUGGAAGCAACAAGUACGAUAAAAGCGACUGAUGCUGAUGUUCCAGCUCCAGUAAUGAUCCGGAUUGGGCUUCAGGCGCCGUUCUUCGCUGCUACUACUACACAGGAAGCUAAAUGGCUCAUCACUGCCACCAGCAUUUUGGUAGAGAAUUGCGCGCCAUGAAGUCAGCCCCCGCUGAAGAGCUACAACAGGAUCAAGACGCCACAGCGACUACGGGUUAGCAUCCGUACCGCACUUGGGCCCACCGCUACGUUUGGAAAGUGUGAGUGCUCUGAGCACUUCCCUUCCUUUGGCACGAUUGGCAUCGGCGGGCCGUGGCACGCACGGCACGAUUACAUGCACGUGCACAACAUAUUGGCUGGAAUGCAAUCGCUCCUCACAAGUUCUAAAUGCUAACCAUUACAAUUCUUAAAAGAAAUAAAAUGCAAAGACUCCAAAUAAUCCAACCCAAUCCGUGCUCGCUCAACCGCAACUAUGUUCAUGUGCGUAACAAAGACGUUAUUUAAUUAGUGCGAUCGCUCCCCUCGCAAGCGAUUAAUGACAGCUGCCAGCGUGCGCAAAAGAAAUAUUCCAGAGUGAAAGUGCAGCGGAGACGUGAUGAGUGACUCGUGAGUGGACGAGCGUGAGCACCCCCCAAGUGGUAAUUCAUCCACAAAGUAUUCCCAAAUCCUCUUGGCCAAAAAGACUUUUUGAAUGUGAUGCAUUCUCCACAGGAUGUCCACAAUGUCGCAUGAGAAAAAUCAACCCAAUUUUAAUUUGCAGACACAAUCCUUCUUUUGCAACUUUUGUAAGACAACAUGAAAUUUGCAUGCCCAUCACUCGCUAAGCUAAUUGGGCAAAACUAUUGAGGUUGGUGUUUUAAAACGUCUUUUCUACGAGUCUGCUUCUACGUGUCCUGAUGGUUAAGUGCUGCCCGAAGAUGUGUGGAGGGCUGGAGAACAAGGAAAGCACAUCUCAAGUCUGAAUAAUGAAUGCAGAGCAUAUGGUGGAUGGAAGAAUGAGUAAUAGUCUGGUGAACAUUUAUUUCAAAGCCCUUGAAAUAAGCUCUUCUUGCUCGACUCGUGUUUUAGGGAAAAUGAUCAUGGAAUCAAAUAAUGGACUUGUAGUAUCGUCUUGAAGCUUUGACGUGUUGUCUGGAGUCUUUGACAAUAUUAUUUACUGCACGUCUGUCCGUUGAGUUUUACGCAAAACAUUCUUUACAUUCAGCACAAUCGUUGGGUUGGAAGAACAUUUCUUUGAAAAGCUGCCCAGGUGCCUCUGAGCAAGAUGUGAAACCCUGGCAGCAGCUGCCAGCGCUGCGUCCUUGUAAAAGAAUCCUGAAUACAAGCCAAAUAUGACAGUUGCCAGGUAUUCAGAGCAUCGUGGAAUGUUUCAUGACAAAUUUUGCCAGGUAAUAAGGGUCUAACUCGGGUGGGCAAACUACGGCCCGGGGGCCACAACUGGCCCGCCAAGCGUUGGAAUCUGGCCUGCAAGUUGCUUCCAAAGUAUUUAAUGUAAACUUGUAACAUACAAGCUGGCACCAUGACUUGCAAGUAGUCAGGCAGUCGAUCUGAGACAACCUUGUGAUGGUUUAAGUAGCUUUUAGCUUCACGUGCAGCCAUCCACACAACUACCUCACCCAUGGUGAGUCAGCAGGUGCGUGACCCACUGCACUGUCUGAGGAGGGACGCUCACAUACUCUUUAAGAGCCAAUGUUUUAUGGUCGAUAGUUGAUAUAGUCUAUCACACACCCUCCAUUCAUGCACACUGCACGUGUUUUUUCAAUUGAAUGUUGGUAUUGGAUGUGGUGUGAUGUCGGGAGUGCUUCUGAGCACCCACAAGCACAUGCAGCAGAUUGGAUGACACUUUUACACAUCAAAUAAGACAAAUCAUUCCGGAUGGACUGACUGAAUUGGAAGCUUCAACUAGCGUGCGUGUAUCAAAUAUACAGUCUGGUCCCCCGGGUCAAUGUUAACUCAAUGUGGCGCGCGAGUAAAAAAGUUUGCCCACCCCUGGUCUAACUGUACGUGCGCCAUCACAAAUCACAUUCCAAACGCACGUACUUGGUGACAGGGGUUAUUGUUAUUAUUAGCUAUAUGGACAGGACAUGUUUAUUUCUUGAAGGUCAUAUUCUUCAAUGGACAUCAAGGCAAAGACGUCAUUUUGGACCACAUGCAUGUUCAUUCUGUCAGACGCACUGGAAGCCAGCCCACGCCUCUCCCAUUCCCACAUGAUGGCAACAACUCGGUGUUCCUUUGCCUCCCUUGUGUGGCUGUUUCCCAAAUACGCUGCACCCCUGUUAAUUUAUUUCAUCACCCCACCCUUUGUGUCCUCAGUGUCUCAUCUCCAUGCAUAUCCAUCUUGCAAACACAUUCUCCGUCCCUCCCUGUCUCCGUCCCACAGCUAUGAUUUAGGCGUCAGGGUUGUUCCCACUCCCUAGCAGCCCUGGAUCACGUUACCUUGGCAUUACUCAGUCCUUCCCUGCGAGGCUGCUCCAUGUCAGGAGUCUGCUUGCCUCCUCCGAACCUGGAGACAAGCACAACGUAAUGUCAUGUAGACCCCCCCGCUAUGUUAAGUUAUGCACACAAGUUAGUGGCAGGCAGCGUGCUGCAUUUUCUAUUUCAAGCCUUCGUUGGUGCACAACAAGCUGAUCAUGUGUCAGAGCUCUCAGUGGUGAGUGUGUUGCUUUUUGCACCAAUGGGUAGAUUUAUAGUCCUCUGCGCUGUCUGCAGGCGGUCCUCGGGGAACCGAGGACUUCUAGACUGUCGCAGCUUUAGUGUAAGUCUGAACAUUACACCUAGAUGAACUCCAAAGUCACUCCCACUGUACACAGAACACAUGAUUGAUACCGUAUUCCUCUCCGAGAGAAAUUCACGAUAUACUGAUAAUACUGUAAGAAAACGAAUGAACAGGAUUUUCAAGGUUCAAGAGUUUUAUUGUCAUGUGCAUAGUAAAACAGCAGUUAUACUAAGCAAUGAAAUUCUUAUUCUGUUCAUUCUCCCAAGAAAAGAAAGAAAACACAAGAAAAUGAAUAAGAACAUAAGAAACAUAAUUACCAAUAAAUUAAACAACAAAAACAGAAGAGACAUUAAUACAGAUAAAUAAUACAAAUAAAUAAAUAAGUAAAUAAAUAGAGUGCUAUGAGUGUGUGCGGCGUGUGUGAGUGCUUCGUUGAGAAGCCUGAUGGCCUGUGGGUAAAAGCUGUUUGCCAGCCUUGUGGUCCUGGACUUCAAACUCCUGUAGCGUCUGCCUGACGGUAGGAGUGUGAAUAAUGAGUGUUGUGGAUGUGUGCUGUCCUUGAUGAGGUUGUGUGUUCUUCGUAGGACUCUAGUUUUAUAAAUGUCUUGCAGUGAGGGGAGGGCUGCCCCAACAAUGUUCUGUGAGGACUUUCUACCUUCUUCAAAUAUUCCAAGCUAGUCUGGAAGAAUAACCUCAUCUUCUCCUCCCAGGUCUCCUUGUAACAGCGCACAGAAUCCAUGACCCCUCUAGCAUUCAUUAGCAUUCAAUCAUCUUUAUCCUGAAUGAUGGUCACCACAGCUGAGCAGUUAGGACCAAAAGGCCGGUCAAUGUUGGGGGGCGUGUCCCCUCUCUCUGAGCUGUUAUGAUGUUCAUUUUCACUUCCAUGGUGAUGGAUUUCCUUUUCUUUGGCGCACAUAAUGAGGUGUAAAAAGUUAGCUAAUGUAGCGAUGUUGCUCUUCUUCAGGUCUCCAGUAAGUCUUGUGUUUAUGGACCAAAAUUAAGUUUUUAACGAAUUUAUGGGAGCACGUUUGUAACCGCAAAAGGCCAUAAACCGAGGACCACCUCUUGGUAUGUCGUGUCAGUUCUCCUGAUGAGUAAAAUCUCUUACUAAUCCUAGAAUUGUCGUACAGAUGAGUGAUUUUGAAGCUAGUUUCGCUAAUGUAUGACCCUGCAGAAAUUCCCUUGCCUUGGCUUUAAGACGCCAUGCAUGCUUGCCAGGUCGAGCUAUUUUGCAAUAAAUUGUGUGAUGCAGUAGCUUUAAUUUGUGAGCGGUGGUGAGGGCUGGAAAGUGUGUAACUGUGUCUCUGCCUGUGCCUUCACGUAGGUUGUAAAGUUUAUAGAUGCCACCGCAACUUCCUGCCAUUAAGCUUGUUGUGCGCUCAUGUGGAGCCACAACUCCCCUUCUGCCAUCAGCUUUCGUUGCGCCCCUCAGUAAUGUAUCUGUACGUGACACGUGUGUGCGGCAGGGUAGCAUAUCAGUGCACCGGAAGCCCCACUUUGGCUAUGAUUAUCUUCUCUAAUUGAAAAGGAGGCAUUGCUUCUGUGUCGCUCGUCUUGCUGCUUGUUUGUCAGUAACGAGACAUGUGGGGCUGCACAACAGAGAUGUUUGGAGAAGGAGUAUAGCUUCCAGAGCCUGGGGGUUUACACGGCUGUCACAGACUAAAUAACAGCGCUUGCUGCUUGUUUACAAGUUCCUCUGUGUGGACUUGUCAGGCCAGUCUCCACCCAGCCGUGCCGUUCGCUUUCUUUCCAUACAGUGUGCAGUUUGUUUGAUACACGCGCCCUGUGAUUGGCUGGCAGGCAGUCCGGGUGUACCCCGCCUGGCUCCAGCUCACCUGCAACACCAACGAGGACAAGCACUAUAGAAGAUGGAUGGAUGGAUGGAUGCAGUUUGUAUGUAGCACAUUUUGGACGUUCUUCCGUUGGGGUGCCGACCACAACAAUAAGGGGGAGCGUGGAGAGGUGGGGGCAGCAUCUAAUGAGGAAGGAAACCGUCCAAUAGCUGCUAGCCACUCAGUCCAGCCCUUCAAAUGAAGAGCCUUCAGUUCCGUAGCAUCGCCCCCAAGGCCCCGGUCGUUGUGCCUUCCCCACCCUCUGCUGUCCUCUCCUGCCAACCUCCCCCCGCCCUUCCCGAAGCUACCAGUGGGUCCAGCCCGAAAUCCAUCGUUGUGCCUGCCCAAAACUAUGCACUGAUGCAAAUAGCUGGUCAGGAUGGCACAUUCUCCCUGGUGGCACUGCCCCCUUCUGUCCCCUCUCAGACACAGCAACAAAGCCAGCCCGUCCAGAAGAAUCUCAAGUUGCCCAUCCCCAGGUACAAGCCAGCGAGGAGCGCUGGGGGCCCAGAUAAGGUCAGAUCACCACCAAUCUCUGCACGGGUGAAAGCUGCUUCAAGGGUUGCUGCGGCAGCACAGAGCAAAUCACUGGUGAGUGGGAUGUCCUCAUUGGUGAAGAGAAAGAAACCGGAGUGCAAGGUCCCUCAAACUCCAAGGCCAAAGGAGGAACCGUCAGAGAAGGUUAUUCUCAUCGAUGGCGCCCGCUCUGACAUCUCUGUCGCGGCCCUUCUAGCAGACAAUGCUGUCCUGUACCCGGGGUCUCAGUUGGAGCAGGUUCCAGAUAAUGCAGAACAUCCCGCAGCAACAGUUAUUCAAAGUCCCGGCCCACCUACAACUGCUCUCAAAAUCUCCCCAGACAAAUCCCAGGACCAAGGCGGGACUGUGAUGCCAAUGUGUCAGUCCAAGGCUCCUGCAGCUCAGCCUCCAAACAGCAUUGCCCUUAUAUCGCCAGCCAUCUUCAGCAAAGCAGUGCACAUUAUCCCGUCCCCUCCCAAAGGCAAACUGCCCAUUCUACCCUACUCCAAAGUGAAGACCACCCUCAUUCCAGCAGCCAAGCUCAACCUGUCCCAAGAUAAGGAUUUGCCAAGCCAGGCUGGUCCUGCGAGCCCCAAAGGUCCUACAUCCAUGAGCCUCAAAACAUCUGAGGCCUGGGGGAGCAGCCAUGUGCCAAACACGACUCUGCAACCCCACAUGAAGGGCUCGCUUGCUCCUGUGUUGGGACUCCAGAAGCUGCCAGGAAAGAAGAGAGGAAGAAAGAGAAAGACAGCGGAAGAUAACUUGGCGUAUGAGGCCCGGAAGAAGAGGUCGUUGUCCUUCUUCCGUAGGAGGGUACCUGAAAAGCCAUCAAUAGUUGUUUCGGGCUCCAAGCAGGAAGUGGAGAUUUCAAAGAAAUACCGUAGCAUUCGACCCAAGCCGAUUUUGGUGAUGGAGACGCUUCCCCAGCUUGUUAGCUUGCCUGCGAGUUCCUCAGAUGGACAAGAAGUUGAGCUUGCACCAGCGCCUGCUGCCACCAAGGACAUGGAUUGUCCUUCCCAGCAACCUCCAGUCACCCUCCACCUGAAAGGAGCCUACCAUCCCAGAGUUUUUCUAGCCAGUCGCUCACUCCAUCGUUGCCCCACUUGCAGCCGCUGCUUCCAGUUCAAGAAUCACCUGCAGACCCACAUGAGCAGUCACAGCAGCACCCGGCCGUACGUCUGCCCCGUGUGUCGCAAAGCGUACGCCCACUCUGGCAGCCUGAGCACCCACAUGAAGCUCCACCAUGCCGAGGCCCGACCACGGCGCUCUCUGUGCUGCGAGUUCUGCGAGAAGGCCUUUGGAUACGUGGGCGUGUACUUCAGUCAUCUGCGAGAGGUGCACAAGGUCCUCCUCACGGUGGAGCCGUCCACCAGCCAUCACGAGGACAACGUGACUGCUGAGGGCAGGGACGUGUGGGAGACGUCGGACGAGCAGCACGAUGAAGAACCUGUGGAGCUGCAGAUUAAAUGCGGUCGCUGCCAGGUGGUCACCCCCACUUUUGCAGACAUGAAGAUGCACCUCGUGUACGUUCACGGGGAGGAGGUCCUGGUCCUACUUCAAGAGGGUCAGAGCAGGCAGGGCGGCUUCCAAGCGGAGAAGGAGCUGGUCAAACGCGCCGCACACUACUGGCGGCAGCUCAACGAGAAGAAGUGUAAUCUGUUGAAAUGCGGCAGCUGCGAUGAUGAGUUCUUCACUUCUGCUAAACUCAAGAGGCACAUCGUGUUCCACCACCGGGAGCACAGUGACACCUUCCCAGCAUCACGUGGGGUUCAAGGUUUGAGGAUGCUUGCAGGAGGUUCUGCCUUCAACUGUGUGCUUUGCAGCAAAGUGUUGGACACGAAAGAGCAGGUUCUGGAGCACUGGAGGGGUCACCACCACUGCGAGCAGCCCAGCUUACUGUGGGCGGCUCUCAGCGCUUACAGCCUGGAAGACGAGGAGGCGUACCAGGAUGUGGACUCCGUUCCGAGUCCACAUUAAUGUUCCCCGUCCUUGGACUGGCCACGGAGUCCUGGACUGGACGUGGCCUCGUAUUCACUGAGCUCUAACAAAGAAUCUAACAAGGCGGGGCUUUUAAGGUUUGUUUCACUUUUGUGCCAAAAAGUCAAAAGAAGUGAACUUGGGGGGGGGGGUUCCAUAAUUGAAAACAAUAUACUGUACUUUGUUAGUGUUGCACUGUUCUUGUUGGCUUUUUAAUGUCAUGCUUAUUUAAAUAUUCUUAAAUGAGUACAACUGUCUCACGUCAACAUUCUCCUUAUCCAGAUUUUCCAGACCGUAAAUCGCUUUGGAGUGUAAGUCACAAAAAAUGCAUCAUGAAGACGGGAAAAACACAAAGCCAUCACACUGGACUAGAAGUGGCGUUUAUUUAGAAAUGUAUUUGACAAAAUGCAAAGGCAAGAAAAGAAGUUUGGAAAGAUACAAUAACGCACGCACUUACAACCUCACUCCAGUAAUCAUGGAUUAGGUUUUAAUAGCACUUUUCAAGGCACCCAAAGCCCUUCACAAUGAAACAAAGCCGCUACACCUAGCGUCAAAAACAAAAACACAGCAGCAGUGGCGGCAGCUCCAAUAUGUAGCGUUACCUUUGGCUAGUGGCCUGAGGCGUUGUGAGCGAGUGUGUGGUGAAGCUAGCCGCUGUGGUGUGGUGUGGCGAGGUGUCACUACGGCAGUAACGUAGUUCUUAGACGUAACAAUAAUAAUAACAAUGUGGUUCAUAUGCAGCUCACAUGAUGGAAAUGGAGCCUUGCUGGAGGUGGAAUAGGUGUGUCCCAUUGCAUGCAUUCUUAGCUGCCUCUUUUUACCUGUUUUUACAUCUUUAGAAGGCACAGAAAAGAGAAAGACGUGUGUUCAUGUCUUCCCUAAGUAUUAUGGAUGAUGGGCGAAAUUCCCAAAAAAGUGCACGUUUCCUUUGAGCAUCAACAACAUACCUGGGAGGCUGAACAAAGUCAAUGAACAUGACAAGCAGCCACAAGCCUAGCGCACCCUCUCACGGCCGGUGGAAACAUGUUGACUUAGAUGUACGUGCAGCAUGUAUUGAUACAGUCUAUCCUGUAAACUAACUAUGGGAAAAGUCGGACUAGUGGUCUGGAAAAUAGAAAAGUAGGGUAAAGGUCAAACUAAAGUCACUGUGACUUUAGUUUGGAUUUGUCUCGUGCGAGACUCCAGCAGAGUUUGUUUGGUAACAACACCACUUACUGACAUUCAUGCUUAUUGCAUAAGCUCAUCAUGGCCGUGAAUGCCCUUCAUCAAUUAUUUGAACCCUUCUUUUUGCAGGCUGAAAUAUAUACAUGUACAUACACCCCUACUCAGAUGUGCUUCAAUGGUUCUGCAAAAACAAUGGUUGUGUUCUGUAUAGUACAGAACGUAUACUACUGCAGUAGUAUAGUACAGAACGUAUACUACUCACAGUAGGUCAUGGAUAUACUACUAAGUCUCCCUUCACGGGACGUGUGUUUAUGCUUCCAUUUCUUUCCCUUUGGCUGACGUGAAAGUAAAUGUGGGCUAGGGAAGAUACCUGAUGGCCUCCCUCUGGAGCACCAUUGCAUUUGUUGGCCUUGGAUUCCUUCAGGUGAGCAUCACCAUCCACACGUGCACCUGCCGCGUCAUAUGCUCCUCCAGGCAUACGGAAAUGUUAUACGUCACAUUAUUAUUCCAUAUUGUCAUAGCAUUAUUAUUCCAUAUUGUCAUAGCAUUAUUAUUCCAUAUUGUCAUAGCAUUAUUAUUCCAUAUUGUCAUAGCAGAGCAUAUUCACACACUGGAAAGAAUCAGCAGUCUGUUUCUUCAUGUUGCCAGGAAAAACAGCAAAGUUAGAAUAUUAUGAGAAUAAAGUUGGAAUACAUGAAAUAUGCUGAAAUUCAAUGUAGUGAUCAGCAUACAGUUAUUGAUAUACACGUGUGUGUGUGUGUGUGUGUGUGUGUGUGUGUAUAUGGCUCAUUUCUGCUGUAUACUGAAGAUGUUUGUGUUUGACAUGAAAAGAUGAAUGAGAACAUUUCAGCUUGUAUUUGCUGAGGUCACUACUUCAAUAACGCUUUAUUUUUCUAAAAGAUUUCUCCUACAAGUGACUGACUCUCCACGUAAUAUGCAAGUCAGUUAUGUUGGAGAUAUUAUUGUUUUAUACCUCCACCUUCUUUUUGCCGUCUUUUCAGGGUGACACUCAACACACCUAACCACGUCACCUAACCACGUCACCUAACCAUGUGACCUAACCACGUCACCUAACCACGUCACCUAACCACGUCACCUAACCAUGUGACCUAACCAUGUGACCGCCUUGUGGCCUUUAAAAGAUGAAAAGUCAGGCUGUGUCCAAAUGGAAUACUUGCAUCAGUACUUGAAUGCGUAGCGUGUGUACUGCAUGUAUUCUGUCCAUCAAUCCUACGCUAGCGGUAGUCCCUCCUUUAUUGCUGUUAAUUGGUUCCAGACUCAACCAUGAUGAAUGAAUUUGUGUGAUAAUGUUAAUAAAUUGGAGCGUAGAAGACCUGUUGAAAAGCUUCCACACACGUGAUGACAUAAAUAAUCACUCGUGUCCUAAACAGCAUAUUGGAGAGAAAUGAGACUUAGAACGUACGUCAACCUUGUCGCUCAUGAGAGCAACGAUACUUUGUACUGUUGUACCAAUGUAGGACAGACAUGCUGCGUGAGGGUCAGCCAAUCAGUGCCCAGUAUACUGAACAGUAUAGCACGUGUACGCAGGCCUUUUAUAUUUCUGCUUGCGUUUAUGAAUAAUUGCUUUAUUUAGGCCAACAAUACAUACAUACUUGUUUUCUGGGCUUAGAAUAGGCCACAGGAACCAGUAAAGUGUGAUAUUGCAAGGGAUUACCGCACACGAGAUUCUCUCCUUUUAAUGCUGAUUUGCAACCACUCAAGUUAGCCCCUCCCCUUGCGCUACGUUGCCAAGAUGGUGUUUUGAGAGCAACAUCCAGGUACCGAGCGUGUGCUGCAGCGGGACGUACCUGCACUCCAAAGGCUGAGUGCACCAACUGAGAUGCAGCCAUGGCGUGUUUGAGUGGGUGGGGUGGGGGUUUAAAGGCGUGCAUUCAUGCCAUGACGCUAUAUAGAUGCACAUACGUGAUUGUACGUGUACGUUGAAGAUGUUUAGCCACGCCCACAAUGGACUUUUAGCUCGUACGUGUUGUUGCCAGCUAACGUGCGCACUCGUGCAACUCCUGUUGAGGCGAUACUGUUGUACUGUUGUGCAGAAGAAUCUGCUAUUUUCUACUAGAUGACCACAGAGGUCUUUAAUAUGCUCGUGGUGCUUCGUUGUUUUCAUUUCUUCAAAGUAUUCUUCUGUUGGUUGUCAUUUGUGAAGAAAAAAAAUGACAGGGUGAAAUGAAUGUACCUGCAAAAUCCUACCAAAAGUAUGCAUAUAUCAUAUAUAUACUGUAUAAAUACAAUAUAUAGCUAUAUUGUCAAAACACACACACACACAUAUAUAUAUAUAUAUAUAUAUAUAUAUAUUUGUACUGCUUGGUUUGUUUUGGUGAAACAGGCAAGAAAAGACAAAAAAGGGAAGAAUGUGACAUCAGUUGGACGCAAAACACAUUGAAGUGAACGAAAGGCCACAGAUCACCAGGUGCUAGCUGCACUUGCACUUAGUGCACUUAGUGUGCAUCCAAGGCCUCUUUGACUACAGUAGGAGCAACAGGAAGUGUCAGACUUGCUGACUGCAGGUUGGGUGAAAUCAACCCCACGGUCGACACCCAUCGGAAAGAAAGCGUGACACGGAGCACCCGAGGUCUCAAAGCGGCCUACGUAUGUUGUCUGCACGUAGUCGUGGGGGAGCGUGAAUUAAAAUCAUCUUAAAGUUGAACACCUCAUCAUGUGAAGAGCAGGAGUCGGGGGUACGUGUCUGCGGGGGGUCGGGCUGUGGAAAAAGGAAAAAGGCUAAAUGUGUUUGCAUGUUUGUGUUCUCCGCCAAGCGAGUGUUUGUUGAUGACAAUAAACGGAUGCUUUGUUCACCGCACUCACUCAUUGCUGUGCUGCUUCAUCUUCCACAUCUUCUGACUGCAGAUGUUUGAAGUUUCUUUGAGUGGACGCUGCCUUUCCUUGGCCUCACAACAAUUCUACACUUGCGGCACUUGGGGUCAGCCUGCGGUGGAUCCCUGCACAGAUGCAAUCCCUUCAAUUCACACAUUUCUGGUCCGUCUAUUUCCUUUAUUUGAGUUUGUCUGAAGAAGCGCUUGGUUGUCAUUCAGCAUAAAGAAUCAAUGUUUUCAUGUCAAUCGUACAGCAUCCAUGUUGGACGGGUCGUCUUCAUGCUUCUCUCAUCAAGGAAGGGAAAUAUUCCUGCAUAUUAUAUUCCGCUGCUUUUGGAGAGGUGGGGGCUGACGUUUGAGAUUUAAAGGAAGGAAGAU